UCUCCAAUUCAUAUCAAAGCAACCAUAGCAGCUAGCUCAUCAGAACCUCAAUAUGCCUUCUGCAUCACGCAAUAUAAUACUCUCUUCGAGGCUUUUAGCCAUCCUCAUCUGGUCCAAAUUGUGGCAUCUGAUUCUGUGGUACUUUCAAAUACUCACAUUCUUGGAUGGCCCUGCAUAGAUUUUAGUCAAAUCGCCACCGUGGACAAAACAUUCCGAGCAGUUCCAGAAUCUGAUAAUUCCCAACCAUCCCGCUGCCGCCACGAACCAUUGUCCAACGCCGCACUUGCAACGAUGCCCUCUUUUCAGCUGUUAAGGUUUAUUCAUCAACAUGCAGCUUUUCAGUUUAUCAUCUCAGUAUUACUUGUUAUCAUUGGAGUGCUCUUAUCAGAUUCAUCACUAUCCGAAGCAAGAUCAGAAAUGUUUUGUGCUCUUACCAUAUUACCAGUAAUAAUACUAUUUAUCUAUGCCAUCGCCAUGGGUGUGGUAAUGACUUCUUUUCCGUUUCCAUCCUGGGCAGAUCUCUUCAGGUUUAGUGCUCAUGUAGCAUUAGGGUUUUUAAUCUCAACACUACUUGAGGAAUUCUAUGUAAGGUUGGCGGCUGUUAUCUUAUGGUUAUCCAUCUAUAAUGCCGACACCAUACUUGCUCAAUAUACAUCAAUCGCAGACUUCUUGAGGUCCAUUCCUCGACAUGAAGGUUUUGGCCAUUCAAUGGAAGAGUUAACUCGCAUGGUGCAGAGGCGCUUCCCAAAUUCAUCACCAUUGGAGGAAGACUCUGCAAGGGCCUGGACUUUUAUGGCAAGUAGAGGCAUCUAUGGAUAUACAGGCGAUGUUAUCUCAGGUUCUCUAGCUUGUGCAAUAUUAAUAUCAUUCCUCAUCUCCCGCCAUGAGAUGCCAAUAUAUGUCUUCCUCAUCUGGGCAAUAUUGGUUUUUUCAUAUUUGAAGAACAACAGGGCAACAAUUCCAGGAAACGACAGUGAUUCCACAAGUAUCUAAGAUUCUCCGGUCAAGUCUCAUGGCAUGCGCAAC
Molecule: messenger RNA, 1026 nt
Organism: Neltuma alba
Lineage: Eukaryota; Viridiplantae; Streptophyta; Magnoliopsida; Fabales; Fabaceae
Exons: 7
Coding region: 292-993 (233 amino acids)
Source: RefSeq, a predicted model, not a curated record